Messenger RNA from Lampris incognitus (smalleye Pacific opah), 2506 nucleotides. It is a transcript of the gene e2f1, whose product is annotated as E2F transcription factor 1. NCBI's taxonomy places the organism in Eukaryota, Metazoa, Chordata, Actinopteri, Lampriformes, Lampridae. Gene Ontology annotation, molecular function: protein dimerization activity; RNA polymerase II cis-regulatory region sequence-specific DNA binding; DNA-binding transcription factor activity, RNA polymerase II-specific. Gene Ontology annotation, biological process: regulation of transcription by RNA polymerase II; G1/S transition of mitotic cell cycle. The coding region runs from base 247 to 1617 and encodes 456 amino acids. The transcript has 7 exons. The record is from RefSeq and is a predicted model, not a curated record. Gene Ontology annotation, cellular component: Rb-E2F complex.
GGGGAAAACCGCUUUGUGAAGCUUGUUUGACUGUAAGCAGACAAAGACAGCGAUGUUCAACCGCCUCCGGCGUCGGCUGCCUUGCGCGUAACUUUUUCGCAACGCCUGCGCCGUUUCUCCCCCGUGGCCGAGCGCAUCAAAUGCCGGUAGGAGUCGACACGCAAUCGUUCCUCGGCGUAACGCUUUGUGACCCCCACACCCACCCUUAAAGUCGAGUCAAGGGCCGCGCUGUGAAAGGGGACUGCCAUGUCAGAGACUCUGAUAACGGGCCAGACGUCGGAGGAUCUGUUGGCUGACUUCGAGACUCUACUGAAUGCUGGGAGCAUUGACCUAAGCGAAGACCACCAGAUAGUGAUCAUCUCCAGCCCCGGUAAUGUGGGACUCCACCCAGCCGUCGCACCCACCAGCACAGGGGAGAUCUUGCUUUUCGCCACCCCGCAGGGGCCUGCCGAUGUGGGCAUCGAGGACAAGAGACGGCCGGUUCUGGGAAGACCUCCGGUGAAGAGGAAGUUGGACUUGGACAGUGACCACCAGUAUGUCAGCACUACCCGACCCUCGUACCUCGGCCGGGCACCACCCUCUACACCUGCACCCCCCAGGGUCCCCCGAACAACGACGACAGAGAAGUCUCGGUAUGACACGUCCCUUAAUCUGACCACCAAGCGCUUCCUGGACCUGCUGUCUCAGUCCCCUGACGGUGUGGUGGACCUGAACUGGGCCUCACAGGUCCUGGAGGUCCAGAAGAGACGCAUCUAUGACAUAACCAAUGUCUUAGAGGGAAUUCAGCUCAUCUCCAAGAAAUCCAAGAACCACAUCCAGUGGCUUGGUAACCGGAUAGACGGGGCAUCGGUUGCCCGCCUUAAGGAGCUACAGAAGGAGGUGUGUGACCUGACGGAGGCAGAGGAGAGGCUGGAUGAGCUCGUCGCAAAAUGUAACCUCCAGCUCAGGCUACUCACAGAGGACCCGCAGAAUAAAAAGCUGGGAUAUGUGCGCUGCCAGGAUCUGAAGAAGUCCUUUGAUUCCCCAGACCAACUGGUCAUGGUUAUCAGAGCCCCACCAGAGACCCAGAUGCAGGUGUCUGAACCCAGUGAAGGCUACCAGGUGUUUCUCAAGAGUACACUUGGCCCCAUCGAUGUGUUCCUGUGCCCUGAAGACAGUUCUGGAGUCUGCAGCCCCGUGACAGGAAGUAGUCCCUCUAAACCAGACACUGACCCCACUUUGGCACCGCCCCUAACACAACCCACUGACCAGUUACAACCCAGAACUGCUGCGUCCACCCAGGAAUUGGGGAUAUCAUCACCAGCGUCAACAUCGUCGACAAUAACCACAGCCUCCCAACAGGACCCUUCCUCUCUCACACUAGGUGGUGAGACAGAAUCAUUUUUAGGAGGUGACCCUUUCUCCAACCUGGGAGAGAUACCCGACUUCGACUUUUCACCCCUCUCCUCUUCCGAUUUCCUUAAUGGGGAGGGUCUCGCUCUCUCAUUGGAUGGCUUCAUCAACCUGUCCCCACCCUACAGCCACGACUAUCAUUAUGGAUUGGAGGACCACGAGGGCAUCAGCGAACUAUUUGAUUGUGACUUUGGUGACCUAACGCAGGUUUUGGAGGAGAGUUAGGUCAGGAGAAGAUGGUGAAAGGACUACAUCGAUGGAUUCCUGUACGUGGAUUGUGUGAAUGGGGAGAUUUAGGAUCUUUCCCCCAAUUCCCCAGAAGUCUGAAGGGAAUGUUGGAAAGGGACAUUUUAGGACAUGGAUGUCAUCAAGGAUCCCAACUUUGUAUUUCAAAUGUUUGGAAUAGGUGUGGGGAAAAUGUUCGAAGGGGCCCAGAAUUAUUAUCAGCCUAUCUGCACAAUGAGCUGAACAAUAUGACUCCGCUUCCCAACCGCAAGAGAAAAAAGCCCCAAAUAGAAUCUCAAAAAUUUUGGUCGUGCAGCAAAGUACUAGCACUUCGGCCGCUCAAGAAUUUUAGGAAGAGAGUUUAGCUUUAGUAUAGCUAUUUAAUUUAUUUAUAUAAAUGAUGUUUCAUAUUUUGUACUGAGCGAGGUUUCCUUUUCACUCAUGUCAUUUUAUCCAAGUGGUUUGUGCAGAUGUGCGUUUGUUUGUGGGCUAUGGACUUGUAGGGCUGGUUUCCUUAACACAGACUAAUUGUAGUCUUGACCUCUUAGGAAUGGUUUCAUAGAUAUGCCCACCAUUAAACUAAGAUCAUCAUUUUGUCAGUAAGAGAUGACCUCAGUGUAGUAAUGGGCUCAAGUUGUGUCUAUGAAACCAACCGUUGGCUUAAUUCCUAAAAGAGAUUUCUGGGAGAGACAUCCCAAAAGCAUCUUAGAGUUUAAUUUCUAAAGAUAAAAAAAGAGAGGGGGGGGGGCUUGUCCUUUUCUCCAGAGAAAACCAGAUGGUUUUGAGGUUAUGCUCAGGGACACAAAAACACAGGAAAUAAAAGCAGAAAAAUCCCAAUUGUCAAUUCCGAUUUAGAUAGUGUCAAAAAUGUGGAACAAUAAAAGACUGG